GGAAUUGAUGAGCCAAGCAGCAAAAAUCUUGGGAUCAGUUGACUUCCUGGGCAAUCCAGUGGGGCUUUUGAAUGAUGUUUCUGAAGGAGUCUCUGGACUGAUUAAAUAUGGAAAUGUGGGUGGUCUGAUCAGGAAUGUUACUCAUGGAGUCUCCAAUUCAGCCGCAAAGUUUGCGGGGACAUUGUCAGAUGGCCUUGGAAAGACAAUGGACUUGCGGCAUCAGACUGAGAGAGAGUUUAUUCGAUAUCAGGCAGCAACUAGUGGGGAGCACUUUGUGGCUGGAAUCCAUGGAUUGGCUCACGGUAUCAUUGGUGGACUAACAAGUGUGAUCACCUCAACUGUGGAAGGUGUAAAAACAGAUGGUGGAGUCAGUGGUUUCAUAGCUGGUUUGGGAAGAGGACUGGUUGGAACAGUAACUAAGCCUGUAGCUGGAGCUUUGGAUUUUGCAUCAGAGACUGCACAGGCCGUGAGAGAGACAGCCAGCCUUAGUGGACACAGGUUACAGAAUCAGCGAGUGAGGAUGCCACGUUGCUGUCGAGGACCACAAGGUCUCUUGCCCCAAUAUUCAGACACUCAAGCUGAAGGGCAAGAACUUCUUUUCAAACUGACUGACAAUAUUCAGGCUGAAUUCUUCAUAGCAGUGGAGCAUAUUGACAGCUACUGUGUUGUCAUUUCAUCAGAGGCUGUGUAUUUCUUAAAGAACAAGGACUCAGUGGACAGAGAUGCAAUUUUCUUGGAAGUAAAGUAUGAUGACCUUUACCACUGCUUAGUCUCAAAGGAUCAUGGAAAAGUGUAUGUUCAGUUAACAAAAAAGGCAGUGAACACUGCCAGUGGUGUUGCAAUUCCUGGACCAUCACACCAGAAACCUAUGGUCCACGUGAAGUCAGAAUCUCUUGCAGUCAAGCUGUCUCAGGAAAUCAAUUAUGCAAAGAGUCUGUUCAGUGAACAGCACCUCAUGCUGAGACCUUUUGAGAAUGAACAUUCAGAUUUGUAGCCUUAGCGUCAUAUGUAAGCUGCUCUGUUGUGAUGGCCAAAUCAGUGGCGAAUACUGGACUUUGUCUGACCUUCAGCAUUAGUACAAAUAAUAACGGCAAAGCCAGAGAUCAUUGUCCUGAAACACAUCACAGCUUUUCGUUAAAGGUGUAAAUUACUGGGAGUAAAUCCACUGAUGCAAUGUUCUGAACUGUGGUAUUUAACUGAUUGUUCACAGUAGUUACCUCUGUGUGUAAAUAUGUGUACAUAUAUGUAUAUGUAAAACAUUUUAUACAUAAUUGAAUAAUGUUUACAUUAAAUUUAUCUUUCCUAAUUCCCAAAUGCUAUUAAGAAAGUCAUAUUGGGAGCCCUUUAUUUUGCUACUCUGUACUGUAUAUAAUUCAGUUUUGUUCAAAAUACUGUAAAUAUUAUACAGUGGAAGUCUGAACAGAAGAGUUAUAUGUAUAUUUCAAAAAACAAAUGCGUUGUAAAAAAUAAAAACAAAGUAAAUGUAUUAAAUAUAUUGCACUAAUUUUAUGCACAAAGUAGUUAAUUUUCAGGGUUUACGUGUAGUUAGUUAGGAUUUAGACUGUGUUAACUUUCUGUAAUAAAGCUAAACAUGGAACUACCCAGAAAAAUAAAAUGAUUAAGUCCUUGUAAAGCAUGGCCACAAGUGCCUUGAACAGCAUGCAAGUAGAAAGUUCUGUGUGGGGGAACUUCUGCCUGACAACGCAGACAGGCCUAAUGGUCAAAAUUCAUACAGUGCUGCCAGGACAGGGCGUGAGAGGCAGCAUCACAAUCAUGGCAGAGUGCUACAACGAACCUACAUGUUGUUGAUAUAAUUUAUAUGGUGCAUUUUAUGCUGACAUUUUGUCCUAGUGGCAUUCAUUCUUGCUGCAUGUACCUGUUUAUGAAGCGUGGCCCACAAACACGUGAUUUAAAGUCAUGUUAAGUGUUUCAAAAUGUUUAGAGUCUUUUACUGGGAAGUGAAUUGUAGGCUUUUUGGGGUUAAAACACCAAGUUUAUGCUCAUACUGUUCAAGUAAAUAAAUAUUGCACACCCACUAGUCAGUUUCACUACUCUGCCUUAUGCAGUCAACUUGUUUAGACGAACUAGCUGUCAUAUCCCUCUGUAUCAUGGAAAUGUGUAUGCCAUGUCAACACCAAACACAUUUUGGAGUUAGGAUGUUUGUCAUUUUCAUUGUUUUUCAGUGCAGCAUUUCCAGGCACAUUUUUUUCCUUUUGGCAGUCUGUAUUUAUGUUAAGCAUAUCCUGCUUUCUCCCUGCCUCAAAGGUGAAGUAUCUACAUUGAAACCUGUAAUGAGUGAGACCUACAUGAGGAAAGAACUGUGUAUCCAAACUUUAAAGAAGUGCUUUCUUGUUUGGAUUUAGUGGCCCAACUGUAGUGAGUUCAACUUUCACAGUCAGCUUAAUUUUCUGUUAAGUACUAAAUUUGCCUUUUGGUUUUCAGGAAUUUGAUUUGAAAAGCAGAAGCUUGAAUUGCCCACACUUAUAUUGCAAAAUUUCAGAGAAUUUAGAAAACUAAAACUUAGGCUGUGGUAUGUUGCUUCCUUGGAAUGUGGUAACUAUGAGAGGCUUAUUCGUUAAUUGUGUAUCUAAUGCACCUUGUUAGUAACCAUAUGCAGUACAUUUGUACGAAAAAAAAUGUACAUUUAGCAUACAUUUCCCAAUGUAUUUUGAAUAAUAAAUGCAGUUUUUGGCUUUAAGUCUGGACUAAA
This is a messenger RNA of Protopterus annectens (West African lungfish), 2710 nucleotides long. RefSeq names its product vacuolar protein sorting-associated protein 13D-like. Gene Ontology annotation, biological process: protein retention in Golgi apparatus; protein targeting to vacuole; mitochondrion organization. Gene Ontology annotation, cellular component: extrinsic component of membrane. NCBI's taxonomy places the organism in Eukaryota, Metazoa, Chordata, Ceratodontiformes, Protopteridae. The coding region runs from base 8 to 994 and encodes 328 amino acids. The record is from RefSeq and is a predicted model, not a curated record. The transcript has 6 exons.